Oncorhynchus keta (chum salmon) is the source of this 2407-nucleotide messenger RNA. RefSeq names its product G protein-activated inward rectifier potassium channel 4-like. Gene Ontology annotation, molecular function: inward rectifier potassium channel activity. The record is from RefSeq and is a predicted model, not a curated record. Lineage: Eukaryota; Metazoa; Chordata; Actinopteri; Salmoniformes; Salmonidae. Bases 352 to 1647 code for a protein of 431 amino acids. Gene Ontology annotation, cellular component: plasma membrane. Gene Ontology annotation, biological process: potassium ion import across plasma membrane; regulation of monoatomic ion transmembrane transport. The transcript has 5 exons.
AGACUACAGCUGGCUGUUACUUCCAGUCUGUGAGACAGGGGUGGGCAACAGGAGGAACAAAAAAGUGACAGUUUACUGUGGUGGUCUUACAGCUUUAAAUCCGCCACCUGAUAUGCUAUGGCAGCGAUCAUGGGACUCUCAAAUCCAGUUCGGAAAGAAGAAAUGAGAUGUGUUGAUAUGUGGACACGCACUGGCGGCGCGCUCGGUGGUCGUGUUUGAUGUAACCUACCUUUGACAGCUACUGGUCAGAGCUCGUGCAGACGUGUCGAACCAAGCACUGUUGUAGAACCGAGCUAGAAAGCGUACUGUUUGGGGCCAGAAACAGCGACUGUGGCCCAAAGCUUUGAGGCCAUGAAUUGCUUCAAAAGGCGUUUUGGACAGGAUGUGGAGAAACAGGACCAAAAGCUGUCAAAACCAAGAUGGGAUACACCCAAAAACAAGGUGCCCACAGACCGGACCAUGGUGGUGGGCGGCAGGCAAGGUGGGGGCUGUAAAGGUUCCAACCGUUCAGGACGUACCCUGAGGAAACGGCGCCAGCGCUACGUGGAGAAGGAUGGCAAGUGCAACGUGCAUCACGGCAACGUGCGCGAGAAAUACCGCUACAUGACAGACAUCUUCACUACCCUGGUGGACCUGAAGUGGCGCUUUAACCUGCUGGUGUUCACCCUGGUCUACACAACCACCUGGGUGUUCUUCGGUCUCAUCUGGUGGCUCAUCGCCUACAUCCGCGGAGACCUGGACCACACCGACGAUGCAGACUGGAUCCCCUGCGUGAACAACCUCAACGGCUUUGUCUCCGCCUUUCUCUUCUCCAUCGAGACGGAGACCACCAUCGGCUACGGCUACCGGGUCAUCACUGAUAAAUGCCCAGAGGGGAUUCUCCUGCUUUUAGUCCAGGCCAUCCUGGGCUCCAUCGUCAAUGCCUUCAUGGUGGGAUGCAUGUUCGUCAAGAUCUCCCAGCCAAAGAAGCGAGCCGAGACUCUCAUGUUCUCACACAAGGCGGUGAUCUCUGUGAGGGACAGCAAGCUGUGUCUGAUGUUCAGGGUCGGAGACCUGAGGAACUCACACAUCGUGGAGGCCUCCAUCCGGGCAAAGCUGAUCCGCUCCAAGCAGACCAAGGAAGGGGAGUUUAUCCCUCUCAAUCAGACGGAUAUCAAUGUGGGCUUCGAUACGGGGGACGACAGGCUCUUCCUGGUGUCGCCACUCAUCAUCUGUCACGAGUUCAACGAGGGCAGUCCCUUCUGGGAGAUCUCACAGGAACAGCUAGAGAGAGAGGAGUUUGAAGUAGUGGUCAUCCUGGAGGGCAUGGUGGAAGCCACAGUGACACUGACUCCGAAUGGGAGCCUCCAGUGCCAAGGUGUGAAGCUGGUUCAUCCAGCUCCUGCAUACAAAUGUAUUUCUGCAGGCAUGGAUGUGCCUCAGGGCCAAAAGGGCAUACCAUGGAGGCGUCGCUGUGUUCUCUGCAAAAUGAAGUCCCCCAUCACCUGCACCACCAUGUUUGGUGACCCUCUGCUUUACAGCAGUGCUAUGGCACCUGGCACUUGGCACCUGGCUAUGGCACCUGGCAUCAGCAGCACAAUAUAUAUAUAUUUUUUGUUGUUGAAUUCUUUACCCUUUCUCCCCAAUUUCGUGGUAUCCAAUUAUUAGUAGCUACUUUCUUGUCUCAUCGCUACAACUCCCGUAUGGGCUCGGGAGAGACGAAGGUUGAAAGUCAUGCGUCCUUAACACAGCGUACAUCCAACCCGGAAGCCAGCCGCACCAAUGUGUCGGAAGAAACACCGUGCACCUGGCACCGUGCGCAGGAGUCUGGCCCGCCGCAGGAGUCGCUGGUGCGUGACGAGACAAGGAUAUCCCUACCGGCCAAGCCCUCCCUAACUUGGACGACCCUCGGCCGAGCCUGGGCGCGAACCCAGAGUCUCUGGUGGCACAGCUGGCGCUGCAAUACAGGGCCCUUAACCACUGCACCACCCAGGAGGCCCUCAGCAGCACAAUAUUGUGUAGAGGACUAAGGGUCUUCCAAAUAUUGAAAGUGUUAUUUUGUAAAUGUAUAUAUAUUUUUUCAUGUUUUUUCUCCAUUUUUUGGGGGGGUGUGUUAGAAUACCAUUUUGGUAUUUUGUAUAUAGUUAUUCCAUUCAAAAUGUAUAACUUCACCAAUUUGGCCACUUGGGUACAUUUGGGCUACUUGUGUGGGACACCUGGGUGACUUCAUGAUAAAUGUCAUGUAGCACAAUCAUUUUGGAAGUUAUCAUUCUGAAACGUUGCACAAGUACUGUUGCCCUCUUAUGUGUUUCACUGAAAUUGUCAUCAUCAUCAUGCUAUCUGAAUGUUUGUUUUGUCUUGUUCAUUUUAAAGAUGAUGAUACAACAAUAAAAAUGAAAAAACACGUUUUUUUUAUUGUAUUAUCUAA